AUGGCUUUUCUUCCUUUCUGCUGUUGUGUAUUAGUUGUUUGCUUUACUGCUUCUUUAGCAGAAGCUUCUGGUCUCCCAGAUCUGUAUCCUCCAUUAUGGGAAAAAAGUCCUGGUCAGUUCAGUGAUUUCAAGGUAGAGAACAACGUGUACAUUAUUAAUCCCUGGGUUUAUCCUGAGAGGAUGGGGAUGUAUAAAAUCCUACUGAAGCAGACAGCAAGGUAUUUUGAGAAAUUUGGACCAGAAAAUGAACAAAAUAUUUUAUGGGGAUUGCCUCUACAGCAUGGCUGGCAAUAUUCUACAGGCCGACUAGCUGAUCCCAGCGGACAGACACACUGUGGCUAUGAAUCUGGAGAUCCUUUGUGUAUCUCUGUGGACAGCUGGUGGGCUGAUGUGAAUUAUUUCCUGAGUGCAUUACCCUUCCUUGCUGCCGUGGACUCUGGCAUACUGGGAGUAUCUUCAGACCAAGUUACACUGUUGCCACCUCCCAAAGAUCAGAGGAAGUUUUGUUACAACGUUUCUAGCUGCCGUUUAUCCUACCCUGAGAAAAUGAUCGCUUGGAAUUUGUUUUACCAGUAUUUGCAGUCACCUUCUAGCAACUUUGAUGACUUGUUGAAACACUUAUGGGCUGCACAUACCUCAAGUUUGGAAAACAUACCUGAACAUUUUGAGGAUAGAUAUACCUAUUAUUCUAAAAUAGAAACGGAAUUUGGCAAAAAUUGGACACUGACUGUGGGAUAUUUAGCUGCAUCUCGUUUUCCUACAACCAUGAUUCGAGUCCAUAAGGCCCAGCAAGGCCUGCCACCACGAAUCCUCACGGACACUGAUGUAGCACCAUUCAUCAGUGACUUCACUCCUUUCCAGAACAUAGUGUUGUCAGCUCUAAAAAUUCUUUGCAGUGUGCAUAAGUUGACAGGAUCAUUAUCUUUGACUGGAUGGGAAGUUUUAAUGAACACACAACUUGCAAGAAAAAUCUUUGUAGAGAUGGUUGAUGGAUUUAUUUUCAUCUCUAAUUAA
Lepus europaeus (European hare) is the source of this 1014-nucleotide messenger RNA. It is a transcript of the gene C3H6orf58, whose product is annotated as chromosome 3 C6orf58 homolog. The coding region runs from base 1 to 1014 and encodes 337 amino acids. NCBI's taxonomy places the organism in Eukaryota, Metazoa, Chordata, Mammalia, Lagomorpha, Leporidae. The transcript has 6 exons. The record is from RefSeq and is a predicted model, not a curated record.